Molecule: messenger RNA, 1418 nt
Organism: Branchiostoma floridae (Florida lancelet)
Lineage: Eukaryota; Metazoa; Chordata; Leptocardii; Amphioxiformes; Branchiostomatidae
Product: nmrA-like family domain-containing protein 1
Exons: 6
Coding region: 145-1083 (312 amino acids)
Source: RefSeq, a predicted model, not a curated record
ACCCACGGGGUAGGCGUGUGCAUAAAAACAACACUUCGUGUGGUGAUUGAACAGUUGGCAGAACACCAAGAUCUAGAGAGAUACAACAUCUAGAGCUUUGUUCAUUGUGGUUUGGAUAUUAAACAACAACCGACUCAGGGAAACAUGGCGAAACUCAUCACCGUUUUCGGAGCAACAGGAUCACAAGGAGGCGGGGUGGCCAAUGCCCUUCUGGAAGAUUCUGAUUUCAAAGUCCGGAUAUUGACGAGGAGCGCCUCUAGCGCCAAGGCUAAGGCACUGCAGGAGAGAGGUGCUGAGGUCGUUGAAGGCAGUUAUGACGAUCCCGGCUCACUGGAGAGGGCAUUGCAGGGUGCAUACGGUACUUAUAUCAUGACCCAGCAGUAUUUUGAACUCCCAGACUUCGAUCAACUGGAAAUAAAGCAGGGAAAGGCUGUGGCGGAUGCAGCAAAAGCUGCCGGUGUACAACACGUGGUGUUCAGCAGCCUCGAAGACGUCCAGAAGACCGCGGGGUUCCCGUGUCUGCACUUCGAAACCAAAGCGCACAUCGAGGAGUACAUGAGGUCUAUCGACCUACCCGCCACUUACAUCAUGUUUCCCGCCUACUACGACAACUACCUCACCGUGUUCAAGCCGCGUCAACUGGAGGAUGGGACGUAUGAGCUAGGAUGGGCGAUGGAGGGCGCUCCUAUGCAGGGCAUCAGUGUUCCUGACGCGGGUUUUGCGAUCAGGGGGAUCUUCAAGAACAGGGCGGAAUGGCUGGGCCGGACCGUGGGCUUGUGUGCGGACAACAUCACCAUCCAGCAACACGCAGACAUUCUCUCCAAGCACCUGGCGCCGAAGGUGUUCAAGCCGACCAAGAUGACCUCGGACGCGUUCGGCAAACUGCCGUUCCCGGGAGCGAAGCACCUCGGCGACAUGUUCAAGUUCUACCGCCUGGGUAACCCGGACCGUAGCGCCGAGCUGACCCGCCAGCUGUACCCGGGCACCAGGAGCCUGGACCAGUGGGUGCAGGACAACAAGGAGGCGCUGUUGAGCGUGCUAGCCAUGGACAAAACAGCGGGCAAAGCUCAAUAUGUGAAAUAAUUGAAGGUAUAUACACUGGGUUUGCCGGACACUAGUUAUUUCAGCAGUACAUGUAAGCAAUUGCAAAUGUUUCAUACUAGUUUAAGAAUUUCGUUACAAAGGGGCCAGGAAACAAAUUCUGUUGUAGCAUCGUCUUUAACGGUGAUGCAUAUGACCAGACUGGUUUUUAGGGAGAUCUAUUUUGGACAGCAGAUUGAAGUGUAAACAACACUGGGACAAAAACAAACGCUGUGCUAAUACACUAGUAAUUAUAAGUAGUUAUUCAGGCUUUUGUGUAUCGGCAGUUUUAUUGUGUACACCAGCAAUAAAAUUACAACCCUUUAUGGUAUACAAAA